Messenger RNA from Cladophialophora psammophila CBS 110553, 564 nucleotides. RefSeq lists its product as uncharacterized. The transcript has 2 exons. The coding region runs from base 1 to 564 and encodes 187 amino acids. Gene Ontology annotation, cellular component: peroxisome. NCBI's taxonomy places the organism in Eukaryota, Fungi, Ascomycota, Eurotiomycetes, Chaetothyriales, Herpotrichiellaceae. The record is from RefSeq and is a predicted model, not a curated record.
AUGACGUGUAUACCAGAGUCAUUGAAAACAACUUUUACAUUGGACAAGGCGGAUGAGGUGGUCCUAAAGGUGAGAACUCCCAAAUGCUGGGUUGGCCGCGAGCUGACUCAACACCUCUAUUUCUCAGGGCCAUCGCCUCCUGUUUUCACGCCUUCCAAAAUUCAACCCGAUUUAUCAUAUUCGCUGGUCACUGCCGAGGAGACUGCGUUGUUGUAUCGACUGAAGGGUGACACCAACCCGCUUCACGUAAUUCCCGAGGCUGGGCGUCAGAUGGGCUUCAAAGGAGCCAUCGUCCACGGCCUUUGGACGUACAACGCAAGACUCUACGGUGUGUUGAGGGUAGCUGGAAACAGCCAGGCAGCUAACAUCAAAAAGCUUCGAAACGAAGUUUGCUUCACCUUUAAAUUCUGCGGAUACCUCGAUUACUCGGAUCCGGCGGCUUGGACAGUUGGAUCCAGAUGGCUUCGAAGAGAUCAAGGUCAUGGUUCAAAACAAGGACAGGAAGGAAGUCCACCCAAAUGGCUGAGUUUCAUUAUGCGUGUGACUGAGGCCCAUAAGUUAUAG